Chionomys nivalis (European snow vole) is the source of this 651-nucleotide messenger RNA. Its product is annotated as C-type lectin domain family 2 member E-like. Bases 1 to 651 code for a protein of 216 amino acids. NCBI's taxonomy places the organism in Eukaryota, Metazoa, Chordata, Mammalia, Rodentia, Cricetidae. The transcript has 5 exons. Gene Ontology annotation, cellular component: external side of plasma membrane. The record is from RefSeq and is a predicted model, not a curated record.
AUGAGUGCUGCAAAGGUUGAAGAGGCAUCCAUGGGCAGGGUAAAGGCAGACCUCACUACCCUAGACUGCCUGCAAGAGGUAGAAAUGGGUAUAAAGCUCCAAAGAAAAUGUCUCAGAACUGUCUGCUCUGGGCCUCUUGCUAAGUCUUCCUGGUGCUAUAUAAUGAUGAUGGUGCUCAUUGUAGCUUUAAUUGUGGUUUUUGUUGUUUUGUUUUUGCCAGUGAAGAAAGUCAUUGAGCGUCAUGGACCCUGCUAUGACACCUGCCCAGGAAAAUGGAUUGGAUUUGGAAGAAAAUGUUUUUAUUUUUCUGAAGACAUGAGAAACUGGACAUUUAGCCGGAUCUCCUGUAUAACAUUAGAAGCCCAUCUAGCUCAAUUUGAGAGCCUGGAGGAGCUGGAUUUUCUGAGGACACAUAUGGGGCCUUUUAACCAUUGGAUCGGCUUGCACAGAGAAUCACAAGAGCAACCUUGGAGGUGGACAGACAACACUGAAUAUAACAAAAUAGUUCUCACCCGAGGAGAAGGAGAGUGUGGCUACCUGAGUGACAUCGGGAUCAGCAGUGCCAGAGAUUACACACAUAGAAAGUGGAUUUGUAGCAAGUCCAACAGAUCUACUGUACAGUGCCCAGAAAUUUUAAAUCAAGGAGAGUGA